AUGACCGUCUUGCUGACGGUUCCAGAGAGGACCGCGACACGCUUGUGUGCGUUGGCCAAGCAAGACGACGUACCCGUCGAGCUGCGUGAACAGAUUCGCACCAGCUUACGGAGCAAGGCACUCGAUCAAGAUGCGCCUGCGGACAUGGGUGUGGCCUGGCAGCACGUGGUGAUUCCCCAUCACAUACUUGUGGCGGUGGCACGAUGGGCGCGUCCCAGGCACGAGACGGAUCUGUGCUUAGACCAGCUGGUGCGUGGUGCGCGUGUUUAUGUAGAACCGCGACCGAUCUAUCGACGCCCGCCGGAGCUUGAAGCAUCGCUGGAGGCGAUUCGGCUCGAGCAAGAAAAGCAGGCGUACGAGAACAUGACGGCGACAAGCACGCAGCCAGCCCAGGUGUCGCUUCGAGUACGGAAGCCUGUUAUGACGGUAUCUGCCAAGGAAGAACGUGCUGCGUGGCGAGAUGCGCGUGCGCAUAUGAGCGCGCUUAUGAACAUCCUAUUGAGUAUGGGCGCGAUAGCCACGGCCGUAUGGUGGGGUGCGGGGAGCGCGAGCACACUUUGGAAAUGCUGUAUGCAAGGUAUGCCCGUGUGA
Messenger RNA from Malassezia globosa CBS 7966, 591 nucleotides. RefSeq lists its product as uncharacterized. Gene Ontology annotation, biological process: vacuolar proton-transporting V-type ATPase complex assembly. The transcript has 3 exons. The record is from RefSeq and is a predicted model, not a curated record. The coding region runs from base 1 to 591 and encodes 196 amino acids. Lineage: Eukaryota; Fungi; Basidiomycota; Malasseziomycetes; Malasseziales; Malasseziaceae. Gene Ontology annotation, cellular component: endomembrane system.